Aspergillus pseudonomiae is the source of this 1356-nucleotide messenger RNA. Its product is annotated as putative deacetylase LmbE-like domain-containing protein. Gene Ontology annotation, biological process: GPI anchor biosynthetic process. Lineage: Eukaryota; Fungi; Ascomycota; Eurotiomycetes; Eurotiales; Aspergillaceae. The coding region runs from base 1 to 1356 and encodes 451 amino acids. The transcript has 3 exons. The record is from RefSeq and is a predicted model, not a curated record. Gene Ontology annotation, molecular function: N-acetylglucosaminylphosphatidylinositol deacetylase activity. Gene Ontology annotation, cellular component: endoplasmic reticulum.
AUGAGAGCUUCAUUUCUUCUCGCAGCCAUUGGCUUCCUCGACCAGCUACCAUGUUCGGCUGCACAGACAUUGAACAUCGUUGCGCAUCAGGACGAUGACCUACUCUUCCUCAGCCCCGACAUUCUGCAUGAAGUUCAAGCUGGUCGCAGAGUGCGCACCGUUUUCCUAACUGCAGGCGACGCAGGGGAAGUUUCCACGGGCUACUGGGAGCAGCGUCAGGCGGGCUCUCAAGCCGCAUACGCGCAGAUGGCCGAUGUAAGUGACAUCUGGACGCAAUCGGACGCUGGCAUUGACGGGAAAAACAUUCCCGCCUUUACACUUGCCGGGAAUCCAGAUAUCUCCCUGGUCUUCCUGCAAUUGCCCGACGGCAAUGGUGUCGGAGAUGGAUUCCCGAAUACCGGAAGCGCCAGCCUCCAGAAACUCUGGCAGUCGGAAAUCAGUAGCAUCCAAACGGUGAAUGGAUCGACCAGCUACACAAAUGACGAGCUCAUUGAUACACUGGCGAGUUUGAUGAGUGAUUUCAGUCCGGAUCGGAUCAAUACUCAGGACUACACCCAUGAGUAUGGUGGUGGUGACCACAGUGACCACUACACCACGGCGUAUUAUGUACAACAGGCAGCCGAACGAUACUCCACCACUCAUACUCUGACUGGGUACACGGGGUACCCGAUCCAAUCGAUGGCCCAGAACGUGUUUGGCGAUGAUCUCCAGGCCAAACAAUCCGCGUUCUUCACAUACGCUGCGCACGAUUCCAAAGUUUGCCAUGACGUAGCCAGCUGUGUGAAUGCCCGUCUCCUUGACAACCGUCGGACGGUUGGGUUGGAGGAGAAGGUCGUGCUUGAUGGUACGGAAAGUAGACACCCCAACGGUGACUCCCUGACUGACCAAUGGACGCAGAUUAGAGGCGCCGAUGUUGCCCUCUCCGAUGCCACAGCAGCGCACCCGUCAUUCACCAGUCCUAAAUCUUCGGAAACACUGGGGUUCUGCCUAGUGGUCGGAAGUGGAAAGACCAGGAGUACGCCAGCAGAGGUGACAGUUGUCACAACCCAUCUGCAGAAUGUUGCGCGCAACGCAACGGCGAUCGCAUCUUCGCACGAUGCGGACCAUGGCCAGACGGCGGGAAAGGCCCUGGAUUCGAUCUCCGAGGUCUAUCUCUACGACCGUCCCAAUGUCAAUGAGCAAGUCACCGGUGGCAUUCUUCAAUUUGAUGAUGACAGUACCAUUCCCGUUGGUGCACUGGACAAUUAUGGGAAACUAAACAGGAUUCCCUUUAGGGAGAGAACCACGCGCAGUCUCUUCUUCAUGGUAACGUCCCUUAGCCCGUCCACUCGUAAUGUUGGCCUGGCAGAGAGAUAG